GACCAGAUGCACAUCAUAAUGCAACUAAAGCCGAAUCCCGGACAUUUUCGCAAAUUUAGAAAUCCCGGCCGGACGCAUGGUCACCCUAUUUAUAAAAACACACUGAAUAAAUCACACUAUUUUGCCUAUAAUUAGAGUACCAUCUUCAGCCUUGGGGUGGUGUGUGGUUAUCAUGAACAGUAAGUCAUCGAGAUCUCACUCCUGUCUGUCACAUGCAACAGGUACGGAUAAAAAACAACAACAAAAAAACAGCUGCGUCAUAGAUUCACGACAGCAACGUUCCGUUUGCGAAUGCCAAACUGUUUGAUGCAGCAGAUAGAACGCAAAAUAAGAAAUCAACGGCAGUCUUUCAGUCCUGACAGUAUCGACAAUGAAUUUUGUAUACUAUGCGCAUGGUUGCUGGUAAGACUCGUUUUUCAUGAGAGGUGACGCAAAUGUUGUGCGCCGUGGGUCACUCCAGGAGUAGACGAAAAUAUUUGUCCAGGUAUUUGUCAUCCACAUGGGAAUGGGGGACAUGAAGACACCAGAUUUUGAUGACCUGCUGGCAGCGUUUGACAUUCCAGACAUUGAUGCCAAAGAAGCAAUUCAGUCUGACACUGUGGAGACUGAUGGUAAUCAUAAUGAACCCAGUGGUUUUGUUGGAAAAGAAAGAAGGGGUAGUCCAAGACCCACUGGGCACUCAGAAAACCCUGAGACUAUUCCUUUAGCUCCCCAUAAUGAUCCAUCUGUGGUCAGUGUGAUUGUAAAGAACAGUGUACGGUCAGAUGCAUACAUGGAAGCAAAUGACGAUGAUGACAAGAUGGAUAUGAAUAUAGCUGAAAACUUUGCUGCGACUAAAAGAUGUGUUGAUGGAUCACAGGUAUCUCCUCAGCAGGGUCCCAGUGAAGAUGGCCUGGUGCUUACUGAUCCAUUUAUCUAUAAUGGACUCAGGACUAUCUCAGGUGGGGUUACAGAACCCUCUCCCCUGCCCUUUCUAACCCAGACACAGCCUAACAGGCAACUCUGGUCUGUCUCAGCCUCUGGACUUACAAGUGAGUGUAGUGAUGACAACCAGGAUGGCAUUUCCUCUAAACACUCUGCUAGCACUUUCUCUCCUCCUCAGACUUUACCCCCUUCCACUCCUCCCAACUCAUCCUCAUAUUUAAUUGGUCCAAUCUUUCCUCCCUCAAAAUUUGAUGGUGAAGAAGCACAACAAUUAAAUGGCAUUUUGAGGGUGAGUGUUCGUCGGCACUUCUCUGAAGAUGAAGAAUCUGAACCAGAUCUUGGAAGCCCUCCACUCGUCAUACAGGAGAGCCCUGAUUCUCAGCUCUGCUCAGCUCCCAAGGUCCCACGCAGGCACCAGCCCCCUUCAAGUGUGUUUCAGCCCCCCUCUCCCUCCUCCCCGUCCUUACCAGUUAGUAACACUCAAAUUGAGGAGUCAGCACCCUCUGUCCACCAUCCAGUACUUCUACAAAACACUGUCAAUCUAAACACAAACACAUCUAUGACCUCCAAAAAUGAACUACCUGUUGAAGAAAAAAAUCUGGAGCACAUUUUUGAGGAGAGAGAUUCUCCAGAAAGUCCGGAGCCAGAAAUCCCUACCUGCACUCAGAUGAGCUCAGUUUCAGAGGUUCUCAAGAAGAGCCCUCCUCCACCUCAGACUUGUACGUCUCUGCCCUUAAAUCAGCAAGGAGUAAAUGAGCCUGGAUUGAAGAGAGGAGACACUGCGCUUGAAGAUCAAGUCAUAGACAUGAGUCUAGGUGUGAAAGAGCAGGAGAAGAGCGGACUUCACGUAAAAACAGAGAAUGAUGGAGUUGAGAAAACAGAAGUGAAAGUAACAAGGAAAUCCACUGAGCCUAGUUUGGCUAAUUCUGUAUCUGAAGGCAUCACAAACUCCUCCACAACCUCUUCCAAGCCUCUCAAAGUCAGAAUCAAAACCAUCCAAACCUCGACUGGGAACAUCACACGUACUGUAUCUAGAGUGGCUCCCAAACGAGCAGCAGCUGGGGCCUCCAAGGGUCCUGAUGGCUCCAAAGUUCCAAAAGGGGCCCGUAAGUCAAUCCAACAGAUCCAAAGAUCUGGUGCUGUUCCUCAAGGUCACCCUCAGGUGGCGAUGUUGCCCGUGUCCACCCUCCAAGAUGCCAGCACAGCUAUGUUAUUUGCAGCCAGCAGGGCACAGAAUAAAAUGACUACCACUCUGUCUGCCACAGCAGUCAACAUCACCAGAACGUCAACCCUCCCUGCUGUCUCCACCUCAUCCAUGACAGGAAUGAACAUUUGUUCUUUAGGACAGAAGAAAAUGAAUGGGAACCCAGGUACAGCCAAACCAGCAUCCAUUGUGAACAGUCCAGGAGCUGUGAUCUCACGCAGCCAGUCUAGCCUCGUUGAGGCCUUCAACAAAAUCCUAAACAGUAAGAAUCCAUUGCCCAGUUAUCAGCCAGACCUCUCCACCUUCCCUCCUCCAGAAUGGGGUCUUCAGUUGCCCUCCACUGGGUAUCGUUGCCUGGAGUGUGGGGAUGCUUUCGCCCUAGAGCUCAGCCUGGCAAGGCACUAUGAUCGGCGCUCUAUGAGGAUUGAAGUGACCUGUAAUCACUGCUCCAAACGAGUGGCCUUCUUUAAUAAGUGCAGCCUGCUGCUCCAUGCACGAGAGCACAAGGAGAAGGGGCUGGUUAUGCAGUGCUCUCACCUCGUCAUGAGUCCUGUCAGUGUGGAGCAGAUGAUUGGCCAGCAGGAUACAGUGCCUAUAGGUAUACUCUGUCCACCUGCUCCAGGAUCCUCUGCUCUGCUUGGCGUUAAAGAAAGUAGCAUCCAACUUUCACAAUCUUCUGACAUCUGCUGUCCAGAGUGUUUGAGUCCAUUCAAAGGGAAGGUGGAAAUAGCAGCACACUUCCAAGAGCUUGAGGCUGGUGGCAUUGAAACGUGUUGUAUGCAGUGUUCUCCUCCAAUGCCUCUGUUGAACUCGUGCAGUGCUGCUGCUCACCGCAGGUUACAUCAGCAGCUCUCUCCACUGGUCUGUCCUGAGUGUGGUGUCAUUUGUCAGCUUCAUAACCUCAACACACACCUGAAUCAAAUCUGCCUGCACUACUCACGUCGCCUUGGAUAUAGAUGUGGCUGCUGUCAUUUGGUGUUUGGAGGAGUGAAUAGUCUAAAUGCUGUAAAGUCUCACAUGCAGACAGCUCACUGUGAGGUGUUCCAUAAAUGCCCCUCCUGCCCCAUGGCCUUCAAAUCUUCCUCUGGUGCUGAAGCCCACUGUAUCGCUCAGCAUCCUGAACUCCCUGAGACGUCUAGGCAAUCCAAGGAGAUCUAUAAAUGCGUGAUGUGUCGGACUGUUUUUACCCAGAAAGCAUUGCUCAGUGUCCACAUUGACACUCAUUUAGUCAAGCAGAAGAUGCAUGUCUUCAAGUGUCCUGACUGUAACAAGCUCUUCACACAGAGACAUUCCCUCAUUGAGCAUGUCAAGGACUCUCACAGGGACUCCAGUGUUCAGCAGAAUGACAUAUCGGCACAUAAGAACUUGGUAAAGAUGGAGAGCUCUGAUGGCGAAGAGUGGGGGAGGGAUGAAGAGGAGGACAGAGGAAGAGGAGGGUUGAGAGAGGAGAAUUCUGCUGCACCAGAUAUCCAGAGCUGGAGCUGCUCAGAGUGUCAGACACGCUAUGCAGAGAAAGAAAACUACAUUAACCACAUGUCUGAGCAGCAUGGCAAGGAACUGAAGAAGUUUCCCUGCACUCUUUGUGAAGGCUCCUUCUCUUCAUCCUCAAGUUUGAGACGACACAUUCGUGUCAAACACAAAGGCAUAAAAAGAGCUUUUUAUUGCCAGUGCAAAUUCAGUGAAGUGCCUCAAGGACAUGACACAUUGCUUGUUUUACAGUCUCUAGAGUGCAAAAAGAAUGGUGCCGAAAAAAAACAUCCAGCGAGCAGCAGUUCUGUGGGUGAAAAAGGCUUGUUAUUGACAGAGGUCAGAGGAGAUGGCCAGACAGGCAGAUUUUGUACAGGUGGGAAGAAGAGUUUCAGUAGUAAACUCAUUCUUGAGAAACACAUUCAGGCUCAGCAUGGAUUUGAAAGCGGAGCAGCCACACAAGGUCAGGCAGUUCCUCAUAUCGCUGAUACAGCUGGCAGCUCUUCUGGGCAGGAUGGUGUAUCUAGUAUUUUGGGCGGGGCUUUAAUGAAAGCAGAGAGUCGAUUGGCUGAGAGCAGCCUGACUAGCCGUGGCAGAGGAGCUGCAGCUGAGGGAUUCCACUGCAUGCCAUGUGGUUUUGCCACAGAAGACAGGGAGGAGUUUCUGCAGCAUAUUGCAUGUCACCGCAGUGAUGGGGGCAGUGCCUUUCAGUGUCAGCAGUGCGGGGCGUGUUUCGCGUCCAACUCCUCCCUUAGCCGGCAUCUCUUUAUCAGCCAUCGCGUGCGUGAUGUUCCCUCUGAGCACGCAGAGGUGUCCAUUGGCACUGGUUACACAUCUGGGAAUGUGAACUCUUACCCUGCUGUUGUAGCAGGGUCCCCGGGGUCACCUUCAAGUAUUGGGGGGUCACAGAUGGAGGAUGGGGAAGGUAAGCACAUCUGUAAGGUGUGUGGACGUCACUUUAACAAACCUGCUGAUCUUAAUACACACUUUAGAACUCAUGGCAUGGCCUUCAUCACAACAUACAAAUCAGACAAACCAGCAUAGAGAAGAAUACUGGGCGAGAGGAAAGAAUGAACAGAGAGGGUGAAUCUCAUGAAACCUGUCAAAAACAUGUCCAUAUCAUAUUUCACCCCAAAAUAAGAAAAUAUAAGAAAUUAUAUAUAGUUAUAUAGUUCUGUUGUAGUUAUAUAAUUAUAUAGUUCCUUUAUGCUUAGUUAAAUAAAAAAAAGUCAUAGAAUCACAGGAUUUUUUCUGCAAUACAGUACAAAAAUGACUGUAGUACAAUAAUGAGAAUCACCAUUGCGAAUAACGUGAAUUAAAAAAAAAAAAAAUUCAAAUGUCCAGAUACAUGAGACGAUGAGAUUUUGUGGAAAAAAAUGUGCCUAAUGAUCCUAAAAAAAAAAAAAAAUGUCUUUUUAUUUAUUUAUUUUUAUUAAAAAAAUGACUCAUGUUUUUGCCUGUCGUUAAACACUUAUUUACCAGCCCUGCAAUAUUCCUGUGCCUACUGAUUCUGAAUAAUUGUACAGUCAAUUUUCUGUAAAAACAAAUUGCAGCUUAUAAAUGAAAUACUGUAAUAAUUAAGUUUAGCACAGCCAAAAUGCUUCUGAAUCAGGUGACUCCUUUUUGCUUGAAUCAUUAUUUUUGUAUGUUAGACAUUUGUUUCUUCUCAUUUCUACAGAGAUGAUAAAAUCAGGACUGACUAAAUAGUAACAUUGAGCUUCAAAAUGAGAAUGAAAAGUGCCUUCUUCAUAUAGUAAAAAUUGUAUUUUAAAGAUUGUUUCCUCACUCUGUGUUUGAGAAUUUGUGUGUGUGUGUACAGUAUGUGUGAUGUAUGAAAGAGCAUUGAGCGAGAGAGAUCAUUAGACGAUGAAAAAUUGUUCAACUUUUACGUUUGUGAUGAAGUUAUGUUUUUAUUUGUGCCUUAUAAAUCUAGUCUCCUGGUUUUUCUAUUGAAGAUGAUUAACAGAACUUUAUUUUACUGUAACCUCUUGCCUGAAUUCUCAGUUUAUUUUUUGCUGUCUCAAAUGUAUUUUUUGAGAUAAAUAAAGAAAAACUGUUAUUACUAAA
Myxocyprinus asiaticus (Chinese sucker) is the source of this 5662-nucleotide messenger RNA. RefSeq names its product zinc finger protein 687a-like. Lineage: Eukaryota; Metazoa; Chordata; Actinopteri; Cypriniformes; Catostomidae. The transcript is spliced from 12 exons. Bases 500 to 4639 code for a protein of 1379 amino acids. The record is from RefSeq and is a predicted model, not a curated record.